Molecule: messenger RNA, 285 nt
Organism: Mycena citricolor
Lineage: Eukaryota; Fungi; Basidiomycota; Agaricomycetes; Agaricales; Mycenaceae
Source: the annotation of a GenBank genome assembly
AUGAACCAGAAACUCUCCCACAUCGUCACCAAGACACAGGCCGUCAUGAAAGUGCAGCCCGCCAGGAACAGCCGCAGCUCAAGGGAGGAGGAGGAGGAGGACGCGAUUGUUGUUGUUAUCGCGGAGUCGGAGAUGGUAUUGGAGAUUGGGGUGACCCGGAAUAAAGGCUCGCCGGGAGGGGAGAAGAACGGGAGUGAAAGACGGAAGAUGGAAGAGAAGAGGAAGAGUGCGCUCCGUGUCAUCCCCAUCUCACGGGUUGCUGAUCUGCACGUCGGCUUUGUCUAG